AUGGUAGGGAAAAUAAUCUUACAAUGGCCAUAAGGUAAGAUAAAGUGGAUAGCUGCUUGGAAGUGGGAAACCUUAAAGGAUGUAGGAGGAUGGUACUUGAAUAAUGGAGAAAAACAUGGUUAAUGGAUUGACAUAAUAAAGAAUUAUUAAACUAAAGCUUAGAUUUAUGAAAGUGGGAGAAUAUAUGAAUAAAAGGAGGUAAGGCAAAUGGAAAAAUGUCAUCAUAAAUAGUCAUUACGAAGUGGUGGUGGAUAUUAUGAAGAUGGUUCUGAUAGUGUGAAAAUUGGAAAAUGGAUAGAGUUAAUUGAUAAUUAUUAGCAAUUCUCGUAAGUAUCAUAUAAUGGUGAAUAUAACAAUGGUAAAAAAGUAGGACUGUGGGAUAUUUUCCAUCAAGUUUAAAAAAGGAUUGGCGGUGGAUCAUAUGAUAAAAGAGGUAUUAAAGUUGGGAAGUGGAUUGAAUUGAGUGAUGGUUCUUAUAAGUAUUCGUAGGUAUCAUAUAUUGGUGAAUACUAUAAUGGGAAAAAAGUUGGUAGAUGGAAUAUUUGUUAGUGGGACCCUUAUACAAAUACAAAUUAAUAGAUUGGAGGAGGAUCCUAUGAUUAAGAAGGCGAUAGUAUUAAGAUUGGAAGGUGGAUAGAGUUGAGUGAUGGAUUUUGUAGAGAUUCAUAGGUCACAUAUAUUGGAGUUCAUAAAAAUGGUAAAAAAGUGGGAAGAUGGGAUCUUUGGUAUGCUGAGAGGGAGAGACCUUUAAUAAAAAAUGAACUAAUUGGAGGUCGAUCCUAUAAUGAAAUAGGUGAUGAAAUUAAAUUUGGGAUGUGGACUGAAUAAAGCGAUGGAUAUUUGGAUAGAUCAUAGGUAACAUAUAAUGGAGAAUAUAAAAAUGGUCAAAAAGUAGGUUAAUGGGAUAUUUUUGUUAAAAAUAGGAGAACAGGAAGUGAUGAAAAAAUUGGUGGCGGUUAAUAUGAUUAAAAAGGAAGUGGGAUUAAGACAGGAAAGUGGGUUGAGUUAAGUGAUGAUUAUCAUGACUGUUCAUAAGUCACUUAAGUUGGUAUAUAUGAGAAUGGUAAAAAAAUUGGUAGAUGGGAUAUCUUAUACAAAAAUAGGGAUACAAAUAUAAAUGAACUUAUAGGAGGAGGAUCAUACAAUAAGCUGAAUGAUGGCUAUAAAAUAGGUACUUGGAUUGAGUUAAAUGAUUGGUUUUCUGAUAGUUCUUAGGUUACUAAUAAUGGUGAAUACAAGGAUGGUUUAAAGUUUGGCAGGUGGGACAUUUGGUAUAAAAAUAGGGAUACAAAAUUAUAUUAAUUGAUGUAAGACACUAUAAAGCAUUUAUGUUGUAGUGGAGGUGGAUUUUAUUAAGAUGACGUCAAUUAAAUUAAGCUUGGGAUAUGGAUUGAGUUAAAUGAUGGAUUUUGGGAUUACUCAUAAGUCACAUAACAUGGAAAAUAUCAAAACGGUAAAAAAGUUGGUAGGUGGGUAUUUAAAUUUGAGGGGUCGUAAAUCGGCGGUGGUCUUUAUAAUGAAGAAGGUGAGGGUCUCCAUUAGCUAC
This is a messenger RNA of Paramecium tetraurelia, 1546 nucleotides long. RefSeq lists its product as uncharacterized. The transcript has 9 exons. Lineage: Eukaryota; Ciliophora; Oligohymenophorea; Peniculida; Parameciidae. The annotation marks the transcript as partial. The record is from RefSeq and is a predicted model, not a curated record.